UAUUGAUUUAUUUAUUUAUUUUAAUUUUUUGCCCUCUCUUCACAGUGAUUUUACCCCUCGCUUUAUUUAUUUAUUUAUUUAUUCAUUCAUUUAUUUAUUUAUUUAGCCCCCUCUCUCCACAGUGAAGUUGUCCCUCGCUUUAUUUAUUUAUUUAUUUUUAUUUUUUGCCCCCCUCUCUCCACAGCUGCGCGGAAGUGACACAGCAAGCGCGCGCCCCGUCACGUCACGCGAGACAGUCCAGGCUCGGAGCGAGAAAAAAAACAUCAACAACCAGAAGAAGAAAUAUCUCUGGAUAAAGUCCGCCGGCGGCCCGCAGACAUGUCCCGCACGUCGCCGACAGCCCCGCACGAUGGUUCGGACUCCUAAAGGCUAUGAAUUCCUGUGAGCAUGGCAAAACUUCAAAUGACGCGAUGCUUGAGAAAGAUCACAAGCAUGUCGAGGAAGUUAAAGAGGAGACAGAGGACUUUGCUAUUUGUGAGCCACCUCAGGGAUGUGGAGGAGGAUCUCCUGAGGCCGUUGGGGCUGCUAAACGUUCAUCUGCAGACAUUGGGCCUGACGCAGAUCAGUCCACCAGCAGCAAGAUAGCCAGAGUUUCUACCGAGAUGAGACGGCACUUGUUAGAUGACGGCAGCGGACAGGAGCCUCUUUGCCUCACCACAACUGCGGGGAGGAGUAACUGUGUCCAGGAGAAAUCCAGAGUCUCCUACAGAAAGCCCCUCUUCAGCAUCUCACACAAGAUCUCGGAGAAGAGGAACACGCCGAGCCUGGAGCAGCAGGCCGUUCAGGGCGACUCCAAUCAGCUCAACCACAGCAGCAUCUUCUCUUCCACGCUCCCCCACCCGGAGCAGAACGGCCCCGCUGACGUCUUCUCCACAACGGACGGCUCAAGCCAAGCUUUGACCGCAGACUCUAGCCUUUACCCACUCAUUGAAAAAAUGUUUUUCAUUCUUAAUACCCUUAAUUCGAGCAUGUCGCAACUGCAUACCAAAGUGGAAUUGUUAGCCGUGGAAGUCUUGCAGAUAAAGAAGCAGAUCAAACCGGCUGAGAUGGCGAUGAAGUUCCAGCCUCCCCCCGAGUUUCUGCUAACGCGAGACGAAUUGAAUCAUCUGAUGGAGCAAACCUCCAGCGCCGGGGAGCUCGGCUGUCGUCUGCUGGUGCAUCUGUUCCCGGAGCUGUUUAAGGCGAGAGAGUGCUCCCAUGACUGCAUGGCGAGUAAGAGGACGCUGGAAUCUCUGCAUCUGCAGCUGAUCCGAAACUACAUCGAGGUUUGCUACCCCACGGUGAAAAACAACAGCGUCUGGCAGGAAGAGUGUCUCGUUCAGAUUAAUGACUUCUUUAAUCGCUUCUGGGCGCAGAGGGAUAUGGAGAGUGCUCGGCUGCUCAAAAAGCAGACAAUCACGGGUGCUGGGAUAAAAGCGGAGCAUCCUCAGACUUAUCGUUUCAUUAACGAGCAAGGCCAGGAGGAGCAUGUCUCUCUAGAUAACCAGCAGGGCGCCCUGGCUGCAUCAGAGCUCUCAUUCACUACACAAACCACAGAGGAGUUAGAUGAGUUCUCCUCCCCCGAGGACUUUGUGAUUUUUCUUAUGCACCGUCUCUUCCCAGAAGUUUUCGAAGAAGGAAAGCUUCCAGAAAGCGCCGGCAGCUUCAGCAGCGUGGCACAGCUGAUUCUGGACUCUGACAAAAUGGAGAUCAUUCGAAAAUACAUGGAAGCUAAUUUUCCCGACGUGCCUGAGGACAGCUGGCUCCAGGUGUGCAUUCAGCAUAUGGAGGACGCACUGGAGGGCCCCCACAGUAACGGCAACGCCAGCGAACCUGACAACAUCAAUGAAGAGGGCUACGACCUGGCAAGUCUUCCCGAGGACGUUUCUAUUAUCAAGGUCCCUGAUGUGGGCGAAUGCGAAAGACCCAGUCGGAAGUCGAAAAAGUCUCUGCUUCCACCGGUGGAUUUUGACAAUCUGGAGAUCCCUCUACCGGACUUCACUGUUCCUCAGGAGUACAUCUUGUCCAGGGAACAGCUGAAGAACAACUAUGAAUGUAGCUUGUCCAUUGGGAAUUUUGCCUCUCGGCUGCUGGUGCUUAUGUUCCCGGAGCUCUUCACCCAUGAGAACGCCAGAAAGCAAUACAACUGCAGCGGGUCCCUCGGGAAGAAGCAGCUCGACCCCGUUCGCAUUAACCUCAUCCGUCAUUACGUGCAGUUGGUCCACCCUCGGGCCAACAACGACAGGGUGUGGAUGCUGGAGUUUGUGGGCAAACUUGACGAGAGGUGCAGGAGGCGCGACACGGAGCAGAGGAGGUCCUACCUGCAGCAGCGUAAAGUUUAUGUUCAAGAGUCUGAGCAGGACUUCUUUUGCCAGCUGAAUCAGCUCAAUCCAGACAACAGCAGAGAGGAUCCCGAUAUCCCCUCUUUACCUCCCGAGAAAAGUAGCAAAGACUUCUGCAAAAUUCCCCUGGAUGAACUGACUGUAUCUAAACCUGACUUUCCCGUACCUUCGGUCUACCUGCUCUCAGACGCAGAGGUACGGGAGAUCGUCCAGCAGAGUCUGUCUGUUGGGAACUUUGCGGCCCGCCUGUUGGUGCGCCUCUUCCCCGAGCUCUUCACCCAGGAGAACCUGCGGCUCCAGUACAACCAUUCGGGAGCCUGCAACAAGAAGCAGCUGGACCCUGUACGGCUGAGAUUGAUCCGCCACUACGUGGAAGCCGUGUAUCCUGUGGAUAAGAUGGAGGAGGUUUGGCACUAUGAAUGUGUACCAAGCAUCGACGAACGCUGCCGGCGCCCCAAUCGGAAGAAGUGCGACAUUCUUAAAAAGGCUAAGAGGUCAAGCACCGUGUCCUAGUUACAGUACUCUGUAGUU
Messenger RNA from Salarias fasciatus (jewelled blenny), 2852 nucleotides. RefSeq names its product BEN domain containing 3 (gene bend3). The record is from RefSeq and is a predicted model, not a curated record. The coding region runs from base 372 to 2834 and encodes 820 amino acids. Lineage: Eukaryota; Metazoa; Chordata; Actinopteri; Blenniiformes; Blenniidae. Gene Ontology annotation, biological process: negative regulation of transcription by RNA polymerase II; rDNA heterochromatin formation. Gene Ontology annotation, cellular component: heterochromatin. The transcript is spliced from 4 exons. Gene Ontology annotation, molecular function: rDNA binding.